This is a messenger RNA of Aspergillus homomorphus CBS 101889, 2352 nucleotides long. RefSeq names its product CCR4-Not complex 3'-5'-exoribonuclease subunit Ccr4. Lineage: Eukaryota; Fungi; Ascomycota; Eurotiomycetes; Eurotiales; Aspergillaceae. The coding region runs from base 1 to 2250 and encodes 749 amino acids. Gene Ontology annotation, cellular component: CCR4-NOT complex; nucleus; cytoplasm. Gene Ontology annotation, molecular function: protein binding; poly(A)-specific ribonuclease activity. Gene Ontology annotation, biological process: nuclear-transcribed mRNA poly(A) tail shortening. The transcript has 2 exons. The record is from RefSeq and is a predicted model, not a curated record.
AUGGCAGAUGGUACCUACAGGUUCCAGCAGCCUGGGGCCGGGCAGUUCUUCUUCCAAACACAAGCGCAACAACAUUCUCACCAACGUCACCUUGCACGGAACGGGACCAACUCCCCAACUGGACGACUGAAAUUCAGCCACGAGACUCCCUCACCAUCCCGCUCUCCUCCGCUCAGCCAAGCCGCGGCUCUCAAUCCUUUCACGAUGUACAGUCAAACCCACCAAGGGCAGCAUGUCAUGAUGAACGGCGGCCAGACCCACCAACGCUUUGGCAUGCAAAUGCCCAAGUUUCAGUCGCAAACUCACCAUCCACAUCCUGCUCAGCAACCCCAUCACCAUGCUCACCACAACCAAGCGUCUCACAACAUUAGCCACCAACACAACUUCUCCAGCGGGGCAUUGGCUGCCGCUACUCCGCACUUCACUCCGGGUCCUCUCCAGAACGGUGCUCAUGUCAAUGUAGAGGAAGAUCUCGACGAUUCCAUGAACGAACACUGGCAGCAGCAGCUCCAACUUGCGGCGGAGUCGAGACAGGCCAAUUCACCCCACUACUAUGCCCGGACUGUCGCUCAGCAAACCAAAGGCAUCCAGAUUGUGCCCAGUCACCCCGAACCACAAGAAAAUGGGGGUGACGAUAGGAAUGGCGUUGUCAAGUCGAAAGCUACCUCACGGCAAGGUUGGCAUGCCCUCGAUUUUGGUGGACAAGGCUUGCGGGCUCUCUCGUCGUCCUUGUUUCACUACGUCUUCCUGGAGAAAUUGUAUUUGAACCACAACAAGCUCAAAACUCUCCCUCCGGCCAUUGGACAAUUGCGGAAGUUGACUCACCUGGAUUUAUCGAGCAACGACCUCACCGAGCUUCCCGAGGAGAUUGGCAUGCUCACAAGCCUGAAACAACUUCUGCUCUUUGACAACAGCAUUCGCACGCUUCCUUUCGAGAUGGGUUAUUUGUACAGGUUGGAAAUGCUGGGUAUAGAAGGAAAUCCGUUGACCGAUUCUCUAAAGUCUCUGAUAAUCAAGGAAGGCACGAGGGCCCUCAUCAAGUACUUAAGGGAGGAAAUGCCAGUACAACUUCCCCCGCCCGAUCGAGACUGGGUCAUUCUGGACGAGACCGCAAAUUCCCGCAAUGCCCCUACCGAGAAGAUCACCGUUCUCUCCCACAACGCCCUAUGUGAAUCUUCUGCUACUGCAUCCCAUUUCGGCUAUACUCCCUCGCGUGCGCUGUCCUGGGAGUUCAGACGAGAGCUUAUUCUGAGCGAGUUGAGGUCUCACGACUCGGACAUUGUCUGUCUUCAAGAAGUCGACCAGGGAAGCUACAAUGGAUUCUUCCGAGAGCAACUGGCCUACAACAAUUACAAGGGUGUGUAUUGGCCUCGAGGAAGGGCCAUGGGUAUGCAAGAGGAGGACGCCAAGAAUGUCGAUGGGUGUGCAACCUUUUUCAAGGACAGCAAAUUCAUUCUUCUUGACAAGCAACUGAUUAACUUUGGCCAGACGGCCGUACGGAGACCUGACGCCAAGGGCCAGGACGAUAUCUACAAUCGUCUUUGGCAGAAGGAUCACAUUGCAGUCGUGGUUUUCUUAGAGAACAGGUUGACAGGCUCGCGUUUCAUCGUUGUCAAUGCCCAUCUUUACUGGGACCCGGCUUUCAAGGAUGUCAAAUUGAUUCAAACGGCCAUCUUGAUGGAGGAAAUUACCAAGCUCUCGGACAAAUACGCCAAGUGGCCUGCAUGUACUGAAAAGACGGCGUUCCGUUAUGCCGAUGCAGGGGGCAAUGAGUCGCAAAGUCCCCCGGAAUGCGCGCCAUCUAUGGAGUACAGCAGUGGUGAUCAGAUUCCGCUUUUCAUGUGCGGAGAUUUCAACUCUGCGCCUGGAUCGGCGGCCUACAACUUGGUCGCCAACGGCCGGCUUACAGAGGCACAUCCGGAUCUGGAGAAGCGACUCUACGGCAACCUCAGCCGGGUGGGUAUGACGCAUCCAUUCAAGCUGAAGUCUGCAUACAAUGCCAUUGGCGAGCUCAGUUUUACGAACUACACGCCUGACUUUAAGGAUAUCCUCGACUAUAUCUGGUUCUCAUCGAAUACACUUCAUGUGUCGGCGUUACUCGGGGAGGUGGACAAGGAAUAUCUGCAGAAAGUGCCCGGAUUCCCCAACUUUCAUUUUCCUAGUGAUCAUGUCGCAUUAUUUGCGGAGUUUACCAUUAAAGGGAAAAAGGGCAAGAUUGUGGAAGCGGAUUUUGGACCGCAACGGAAUUGAGGGAACGGAGCAUGUUGAAUCUUAUGAGACUGGUGUUUGUGUAGCCGGUUUAUCUUGUUAUCUCGGAAUCUUUGGGGGCCUUUCGCGUGUCUGUGGUGUUCU